CUAAAGACCAGACUUGUUUGUUUAAUCAACUUGAUGAAUCUUAUAUACUCACGAAGCAAUUAGCUGAAUGCGAAACUAAAGAGAAACAAAGAUUUCGCAAUGCAUCUACCGAUUUGAUUAAAAACCGAAUUCAACUAUUUGAACCUUAUUUUCCUGAAUUAAGUGAUCUUAAAAAUGAGUUACAAAAAUAUGUAAUUUGUGAAAGACAUUAUAAUCAAAUCAUUGCAAAAGAUAACUAUUUGGACUAUUUAAGAGAGGCUUCAACUAUUGAUAUCGGAAUUCAA
Dentiscutata erythropus is the source of this 284-nucleotide messenger RNA. The record is from the annotation of a GenBank genome assembly. NCBI's taxonomy places the organism in Eukaryota, Fungi, Glomeromycota, Glomeromycetes, Diversisporales, Gigasporaceae.